This is a messenger RNA of Microbotryum saponariae, 1085 nucleotides long. The record is from the annotation of a GenBank genome assembly. Lineage: Eukaryota; Fungi; Basidiomycota; Microbotryomycetes; Microbotryales; Microbotryaceae.
AUGAACUCUCGAAAAGCGGCACGCACGAUCCCUUCGACGAUCUCGCGCCUGUUGAAAUCGCAAGCGUUCCUCAAAUCGCCCCCGGCCGCAUUCGAAGCCCUCCUAUCCCACCCACCGCCACCCUCCCUGAUCCGCACACUACCCAGUCGACCGAACGAGGACCUUCCCCUCAUACACCGCGAGCGCACGUCCCCGAAACCGUCGAGAGGCGUGAAAGCUAAACUCCCUCAGCCACACACGAAUCGCACACCCCCUCGUCGACCCAAUACGAAGAACCCUACACCGUUGCCGAUCGUCUUCCCCGAGGAUCGAAUCCGACAACAGUUCUUUUUGGAUCACCCGUUCGAGGCGUACAGGCCCAAGGAUUUGAACGAGUUGGAGACCGUCCAACGCGACGCUCCGGGACCUCAGGGCAAAGAAUGGACAGAAUUGAGGCAGAGGUCUAUCGUGCCUGGACCGGAUGAGUGAGUUACAGUACGAAUGAUGGUACUCGGCAUCAUCGCGAUUGACCAACCCUACCCUGCGAAACAACGGUCGCGUUUCCCCCCUUCCUCUUGCUCAGCGUGAUCGCCUUCACCCUCAACCUAAUCGAAGCGCAUUCGAUCCCGCUCUCCAAAGCCUACACCCACGCCCUAAGUCAAUACCGUACCCUCAAAGCCGAACACGAAAUCGCGACCUCUUCCGCGAUCGCCGAAGCGCGCGCUCACGGAGCCUAUUUCUUCGGUGAGGUCGAAAGAGGUUUGGUCAGCGAGGAGAGGGCGUUGGAUGAGUGGAAGGAUGCGAAUGAGAUUCAGGCUCAGUUGUUGGCGGGGGAGAGUACGGGAGCAAGAUCGGGUCGAGGUGGUGGACCCGUUCCUAUGACGGGUGCUUCGACUUCGAGUUCGAGUUCGACGUCGACGUCGGUCGAAGGGGGAAUGCCAUGGGGUGAUGCGACGAGGUCGAAUCGGGUCGAGGAAGAGCCGACUCGGACGUACGAGUUGACGGGUGGAGAGAGGUAUUUGGAGAGGUUCGAAGGGAGGUUCUUGAAUCAGGCCAAUUUGGCGGCCCAGGAGAGGGCUCAGCAGAGGAGGGACUCGACAGCUUGA